Messenger RNA from Podospora bellae-mahoneyi, 3527 nucleotides. It is a transcript of the gene FIG4, whose product is annotated as phosphatidylinositol-3,5-bisphosphate 5-phosphatase. The record is from RefSeq and is a predicted model, not a curated record. The coding region runs from base 288 to 3527 and encodes 1079 amino acids. Gene Ontology annotation, molecular function: phosphatidylinositol-3,5-bisphosphate 5-phosphatase activity. Gene Ontology annotation, cellular component: intracellular membrane-bounded organelle. Gene Ontology annotation, biological process: phosphatidylinositol dephosphorylation. The transcript has a single exon. NCBI's taxonomy places the organism in Eukaryota, Fungi, Ascomycota, Sordariomycetes, Sordariales, Podosporaceae.
UCUAGAACCAUCGAAUGGCCCUCAGAGAAAGAACUUAUAGAAGGUGUGUUAGUUGAUAGUUAAAAGGUCUUCGUGUUAUUCAAUUAGCCACUGUUUAUUGUGUGUUUUGUGUAAGCAAUUUCGUUUUGUACAAGCUGGUCCCACCCCACCUAUUACAUCACCGUGCUUCAUGCUUGCCGCUGACCGACCUCAACUGAACCCACACCGACCUCUCCUCCACUACCCUACCGCCCUAUCGCCUAUCACGGCUGACACAUUAACUCUGGUACGAUGGGGAACUGGUGAAUAUGGCUGCCGACACAGCAGAAACCCAACUUGCGAUCAGCGCCCUAGUUGCUGCCACACCUGCAGGCGGUGGUGGUGGUCCCGAGACACCAGCUCCAGUGCCCCAAACUCCCACUCCCACUCCCGUUCCAGUGCUACCACGCCAGUCUCAAGCCCAAAGCCAAAAUGGCCCUCCUCCUCCCCUUUCCCGAGUCCCCGAGCUCCCAGAGACCGAGCCCGUCCUGUUUCCCCCGCUUCACAACAGUGCCGACACAGACUCUGUAGCCUCUGGUAAAUCGGCACCUUUGCGCACAGGCGCUGGCGCGGGGCUAGGCGACGACAACGACGAGGACGAGCCAGCUGUCGCGAAACCCUUCCUGCGAACAUCGAGCCCCGACCCAGCAUCAUCGCGGCCAGGUGUAGGAGUAAUGGCAGAAGAUGACGAAGACGAGGAGGUUCGCCUCGGAUAUGGGGGUAUCGAUGGGGCAGGCCCCAGGUCGAGGUUGAUGCACAAGAUGCAUAGGUUCAGUUUGUACGAGACAGCCAGUCGCUUUUAUAUUGUCGGCGGCGAUGUCACAGAGAAGCGUUAUCGUAUCCUCAAGAUCGACAGGAUCAACGAUGACGAGUCGGAACUAAGUAUCACCGACGACAAGACAGUAUAUACUCAGAAGGAUAUGAACGAGCUGCUAGAUACGAUCGACGAUGGGAACAAGGGAACGGGUGGACUGAAGCUUCGAUGUACGACAUGGGGUUUGCUGGGGUUCAUCAAGUUUACCGGACCCUGGUACAUGCUUCUCAUCACCAAGAAGAGCACUGUGGCCAUGAUAGGCGGCCACUACGUUUACCAAAUCGACGGCACCGACCUCAUUCCCUUAACAUCACCCAACCUCAAGGUGGAUCAACGAAACACCAACACCGAGGAGUCGAGAUUCCUGGGAAUUCUGAACAACUUGGAUCUAACGCGCUCCUUCUACUACAGCUACUCGUAUGAUAUCACGCGGACAUUGCAGUACAACAUCACCAGAGAGCGGGCUGCGCUAAUCAAUGGCCACCCCUGUGCGGUUGACGAUGAUUUCAACUCCAUGUUUGUCUGGAAUAACCACUUGCUUCAGCCAGUUGCGAAACUUCUCAAUGCGCCGUAUGACUGGUGUCGCCCUAUAAUCCACGGGUACAUCGACCAAGCCGCCGUUUCGGUCUACGGCAGGACAGCACACAUCACUGUCAUUGCUCGCCGCAGUCGGUACUUUGCUGGCGCUCGUUUCUUGAAGAGAGGCGCCAAUGAUUUGGGCUAUGUCGCCAAUGAUGUAGAGACUGAGCAGAUUGUAUCAGAGGCCCUCACGACCUCGUUCCAUGCGCCUGGUCCCAAGUUCUUCGCCAACCCUUCUUAUACUUCGUAUGUGCAACAUCGUGGGUCUAUUCCUCUCUACUGGACGCAGGACAACACAGGUGUGACUCCGAAACCUCCAAUCGAGCUGAACCUGGUCGACCCCUUCUACAGUGCGGCCGCCCUGCACUUUGAUAACCUCUUCGAGCGCUAUGGGGCACCCAUCUACGCACUGAAUCUGGUAAAGUCUCGUGAGAGGACACCUCGAGAAAGCAAGUUACUCGAAGAAUACACGCGUGCCAUCAACUACCUCAACCAGUUCUUACCAGCAGACAAGAAGAUCAUCCAUCGUGCUUGGGACAUGUCCCGUGCCGCGAAAAGUCGUGAUCAAGAUGUCAUCGGGACGCUUGAGGAGAUCGCAGAAGAUGUAUUGAUCACCACGGGCUUCUUUCACAAUGGGGACGGUUACACAUCUCCCAUCCGCGUCCAGAACGGGGUGGCGCGCACAAACUGCAUAGACUGUCUCGACAGAACCAAUGCCGCUCAGUUUGUCAUUGGCAAGCGGGCACUUGGACACCAACUCUACGCGCUCGGCAUCCUUGGGGACACAGCCAUCAACUAUGAUACCGACGCUGUCAACUUGUUCACACACAUGUACCAUGACCAUGGUGACACCAUAGCCGUCCAAUACGGCGGCUCACAGCUCGUCAACACGAUGGAGACUUACCGCAAGAUCAACCAGUGGACAAGUCACUCCCGAGAUAUGAUUGAGAGCUUCAAGCGGUAUUACAACAACUCCUUUCUUGAUGGGCAGCGCCAGGAAGCCUACAACCUUUUUCUGGGCAACUAUAUUUUUGCCCACGGCCAGCCAAUGCUGUGGGAUCUAGCAACAGACUACUACCUUCAUCACGAAAACCCACGCACGUGGCUUGACAAGAGAAAAAGAGAUUACAUCCGUUGGUAUACACCGAAAUUCCUCGAACCGCGAGUCCUCCCACCCUACCAGCCCACCAAAGGAAAGGCUCCCCACACCAGCAAGCCAAUGUCGGCCUACGAUGACUACUGGCUUGAGUACUAUCGCCCUUCCACAUUAUCUUCCUUCCUCAAGAUGUUCUCUUACAAAAUGAACUCCACCCUCCGAUACAUCCCCUUCAAAUCAACCCUCGACGGCCGGUACGAUCUCAGCCCCUUCCGAGUCCGCACCGAGCUGGGCGACAGUGAAGCGCAAGAAAAGAAGAAAGCCAAGAAAGAAGUCACAAUCGUUGCUCCCCACGACAUGGUUCGCAUGGCCGACGACGCGGAAACAUCCUCGAUCAACGAAAAGACAGGCCAUGCUGGACCAACUCCCACCACAACAGCCAGCACAGGAAGCGGCAGCAAAGGCAUCUUCUCCCACCGCUGGCUCCAACCAGACAAACAUGCCACCCAUGGUAUAAUGAAAGACACCUCCCACCACCCCAACGACAACAGCGGCGACGAAGCAGCAAAAAACAAACAAUCGGCCCUUGAGAAAUCCCGCGCGGCACAAUGGACUUUUACCCAAGUAGUCCAGGAAUCUCUCAACCCCACCGUCAGCGCGGUAGAAGCGGAAGACUACGCGCGUUACAUUUCGCACCCGCAGAAUUUACCGCUGGUGGUGUCGAGCGAGAUACCGCUCUCGGAAAUCGAGCCAGAGUACCAGGAGUAUGUCAAUGGGAGUUGGCAGUGGGAGGGGCUGCCGAUUUCGACGCCCUGGCCCCAGAAGCUGGGGAUGCCGAGGAGGGAUGAUAGGGAGGAGGAGGAGGAGCAGGAGCAGGAUAGGGAGUUCUAUUUGGAGACUGUGACGGUGGGGGAGAACCCGCUGACGGUUACCGAGGAGGAUGCGCAGAAGAAGAGGUAUAAGGCUUAUAGGAAGUGGUUGAGGGGGAAGAGCUUGUUUAAACAGCAGCCGGUGGAUUAG